GCUUAAAAUAUUGCUAACGCUGAUGACAGGACGUACGGGAAGGAGGAAGCGAAUGUUUUCUCAACUAAAUGACUAGUUUGCAGCGUCUUUUUAUCAAGAAAGAAGGGCACAUAGUCUUCAUGAAAGCAGAUAGAAUCUUUUCAUAAUGAAAGAAUUCGUUUGUCGGCUCUGCAUAUGUCUCAUUUUGCAAGUUCUCCAAGCAUCAGAUGCUCUCCCUGGCCUGCCAGGGAGCUCAACCAACCGGACUGCAGCUCCCAAUCCAGACUUGACUGGCUGGGAUGUGCCCCACACAGGUGCAGUGUGCAUGGAGGGCUGGAACCUCUAUGAGCCCAGCCAGACCUGUUUCCACUCCUUUAGCACGGCCCUGGUCCAGCAGAGUGCACUAGACUACUGCACCACCACGGGCAGCAGCCUAGCCCCGGCCUCCACCAAGGAACUGCAGUACCUGACUGGUACCAUCCUGCUCGGGCAGGCUGGCCAGAAGUGGUGGCUGGGCUACGAGAUGCGGCGGGUCGGUGGAGCACAGCCAAAUGCCAGCGACUGGGAGCUGGUGGGCCUGGCCAGCGACCAGGAGGACCUAAGCUGGAUGGGGCUGGAGCCCCCUGGGGAUGGGGAGGAGUUGGGAGGAGAGGACAAGCUUUGCGUGGUCAUGGGGUUGGCCAGUGGCAGAGUUGAACAGCAGGCUUCGCCGUGGGAGCUGUCACUUCAGCUGUGCACCGAAAGGGCAGGGUUCCUCUGUGCGCAAGAUGCCGAGAUGGUUUGCCUGGACCGCAAGGGUAACACAGUCUGGGAGGGGGACCGCUAUGUGCCCCCUGGCCAUGACGCCUGUACCUCCUGCCGCUGCAUUGAAGGCCGGCCGGGGAUGUGCAUGACCACCAUGUGCGCCAAGCCCCACUGCGAGCUCUACCGGCCCGACCCGGAGGAGUGCUGCCAGUACAUCUGCACGGACGGUGGCAACGGAGAUGAGAAAGGCCUGGACGUGUCAGAUAACAUGCGCUGGGUGCUGACCAUGCUGACUUCCUUUAUUCUGUUGGGUAUGAUGCUGUUUAUGGUGUACCGCAUGAGACAGAAGAGAAUGGCUUAUCUACGAUACAGAGCCCAGCAGAUGAGAGAGGGCAACAUGGUGGACUUUGAGCCCGGGACUGGUCCCCCGCCUCCCCCCAAUCUGGAUGACAUUGACGGCGCUGUCUACAGAGAACCCCCACCCCCAUACUCGUUUGCCAAGGAUGAGCAGCACAUUCCAACUGAACAGCCCCCGCCCUACAUCUCCACAGUCUCGUUGCCCAUGGACGUCAACCGCAACCGCGAUCGACGUUGCGUCUUCCAGCAAGACAGCGAUGCAGUGGCCCUGCUGGACAGCUCCAUCAGCUCAGAGCCAAACACACCGACGCUCAUUACAGCCGUUCCGCCAAUUCUGCCCAGUCCUCCCGGGUACACCGGCAGCACUGAGAACAGCACCGUGUCAUCACCGCAGACGGAGCAGAGCACCCCAGGGGGGGAGAGUGCGACUGCUGUAACACCCACACAUCAAACCAUUCUGCCGUCAAUCAACACCACAGUUUGAGCCCGAAGGAAGAGUUCCAUAGCCCCAAUCAAAUUUUCCAAUUAUCCCAAAAUAUCCUUGGCCUCGAGCACAGUUAGACUUUAGUGAUGAUCUUCAACUUAAUGUCCUUGUAACCCUAUUAACCAUGUUUAACCCAAACGAUAUCCAACAGUGGCCACUUUCUGUGGGAUUUUGUUGUGAUCGGUGAACAAGAGGCCCUCUCUUCUCGCUGUUGGACUCUGUCGGGUUCAGCAGGGUGCCCAGAGAAAAACUGAAGGAUGUUUUUGGGUACCCCUAACAGUCCCAAAUCCUCUGAUUUCAAUAUAAUUUUACAUACACCCUGGGGGGUUAGGGUUAAUGUUGCAUUUCCUCAACCAUGUCCGUGAACAAUUACGAACAUGUUUGUGCAGUGUCCAUAUCACUGUUCAACCCAGAUUGUCACAAAACCGAAAUGAUCACAAAACCCUGUGGAAGUGCUUGCCGUGCAUUAGCUUAUGGCUUGUCUCACUUAGCAGACUUUUUCUAUAUCACAUUAACAAAUUGCCUUGACUAUGAUUGAACUUGCUGCUUUUGGAGUAAUGUGCUAGCCUUCUGCCAACCAAGCUGUGAGGGUUUCUUCUGUACUCGCAAGCUGCAGGAACUGAAACCCCCAGUGUUUAAGGAGGUUAAGGCCACAUGCAGAUCACAUGUCUAGUUUAGACAACUAAGUGUAGGUCUUUACCUAGUGCAAAUAUGUUUGUUGCUUGUAACACGGCCUUGUUCCAAAUGCCAUUAAUCCCCACAGAGCUGUGUCAAGUUGCCAGAACACUAACUCACUCUGCAGAAUGAAGCCUGCUUGGGGCAUCCAUGUUUGUGCAUAAACCUAUAGAAAACUCAAAAUGUUGUAUGGAUCUUUGCAGAUCUACGCCUGUGUUCUAAAAUGACGCACCAACAAAGCCAAUACGCCAAAAACCCAAAUGCACAAUCAGUUUUUAUACUGAGCAUUUGGUUUGGCCCUAACAACGAGAGCAUUGUGCUACAGAUGAAUAUUUCGGAGGCUUUUUUUUUUCAUCACAGAAAUUCUAAAACUAUAUUUACGUAUGUUACCAUGGCGCAUUGCAUUCAGAGUAUUCUAAAAAAAAAAUACGCAUAUGGAUUCAAAAUGUGUACACCCAAACAUAUUGCAUGGGGGAUGACAUGUCAUUGCUCUAGCAAUUUAUUAAUAUAGCUUCUAUUAUGAAUCCUUACUGUACUGAAAACAAAAUAUCACAGUCAGAUAUUGAGGUGUUUCAAGUGGAGCAGUGGUAAGCACUCGGCUGUUUUUGUAAUAAUGAAUCAUUUCAAGCUUGAUGCACCGUGGCGUCAUCGUUAACGGAGUCAUGGUCCAAUAAGCCUUUUGUGAGUCAAAUUUGAAUAAAAUCUGGUACACUGAGUUCUUUAAAUUCACAUGAACAUAAUUGG
Messenger RNA from Acanthaster planci (crown-of-thorns starfish), 2983 nucleotides. Its product is annotated as integral membrane protein DGCR2/IDD-like. The record is from RefSeq and is a predicted model, not a curated record. Lineage: Eukaryota; Metazoa; Echinodermata; Asteroidea; Valvatida; Acanthasteridae. Gene Ontology annotation, cellular component: membrane. Gene Ontology annotation, molecular function: protein binding.